UUCCCGGUGCGCGUGUGGGGCUCACACACACAGACACACACACACGCCGCCCGGCCCUCCCCCGCCGCUCGCCCAGCCCGGCCAGACAGGGACACGCUUCCCCAGCCCGCUGCCGCCGCCUGCCCCGGGACAAGCCAAAUGUCCUCGGCGCCCCUCCGCUCGCCCACCCUGCGGCCCCACAGGAUGAAGAAGGACGAGUCUUUCCUGGGCAAGCUCGGCGGGACCCUGGCGAGGAAGAAGAAAGCGAAGGAGGUGAGCGACCUGCAGGAAGAGGGCAAAAAUGCUAUCAACGCUCCAAUGUCUCCCACCACCAUUGAUAUCCACCCUGAAGAUACCCUAUUAGAGGAAAAUGAGGAACGUACCAUGAUUGAUCCCAACUCCAAAGAAGACUCCAAGUUCAAAGAACUGAUCAAGGUUCUAAUUGACUGGAUUAAUGAUGUCCUGGUGGAAGAGAGAAUCAUCGUUAAGCAGCUGGAAGAGGACCUUUAUGAUGGGCAAGUGCUGCAGAAGCUUUUGGAAAAGCUGGCUGACCGUAAAUUGAAUGUGGCAGAAGUGACACAGUCUGAAAUUGGUCAGAAGCAAAAGCUGCAGACAGUUCUGGAAGCUGUCCAUGAUUUACUCCGACCCCACGGCUGGACAAUCAAAUGGAAUGUCGACUCAAUCCAUGGCAAGAAUCUAAUUUCCAUUCUCCACCUUCUGGUAGCUUUGGCCAUGCAUUUCCGGGCUCCCAUCCGACUUCCUGAGCACGUUUCUGUGCAAGUGGUAGUUGUAAGGAAACGGGAAGGCCUUCUCCAGACGGCUCACAUUACAGAGGAACUCACAACCACAACAGAGAUGAUGAUGGGAAGAUUUGAACGAGAUGCCUUUGACACCCUCUUUGACCAUGCACCAGAUAAACUCAGCGUCGUGAAAAAGUCUCUGAUCACCUUUGUGAACAAACACCUAAAUAAGCUAAACUUGGAAGUGACAGAAUUAGAAACACAGUUUGCAGAUGGUGUCUAUUUGGUAUUGCUCAUGGGUCUGCUCGAAGACUAUUUUGUUCCACUCCACCAUUUUUAUUUAACACCUGAAAGUUUUGAUCAGAAGGUCCAUAAUGUUUCCUUCGCUUUUGAGUUGAUGCAAGAUGGAGGGCUCAAGAAACCAAAGGCUCGUCCUGAAGAUGUUGUUAACUUGGAUCUGAAGUCUACCCUCAGGGUUUUGUACAACCUGUUCACAAAAUACAAGAAUGUUGAGUGAUCCUGGAAGCUGCUGAGAUGUUAAUCCUCACGACCUUCUUAAGGAAAGAAAAAGAAAAGAAAAAAAAAAAGGGAAAAAUGAAACACCUUCUAUGUUCCCAUUGUGCCUUACACUAUAUUCCAUGCUGCAUGAUGGCAUUCCUUCUUCUGUUCACAUUAUCUCCAUGUACCUCUUUGCAUGACGUGCCCACUGAAAAUACUUUGUGUAUUUUAUGUUAGCUCCCUUUUGAAAUAUCAUUUUUACAUCUUUGCUCUGAGAUCCUGGUGGGUCUGUUUGCUAGGGUCAACAAGCUUUCUUGUUCUGUUGAUAAAGAAAUCUACUACUAGCUACUUUGAUAAACAGGAAAAACUUGAACCCUUCUUGAUGGGGCAAUGCCUUUAUAUACUUUCUUUUGUAAACUGCUUGGUUACCAUUGGUGGUGGAAGAUAUGCUAGGCUUGAGUGUUAGAAAUACAACAUUGCAUUGUAAUAUAUUUAGAAACUGCACAGUUUCCAUUAAAUAAAGUUUGUGUGUGUUACUGUAUUUGUUUCCAAGGACACCACCUGAAACUGUACAUAAGAACCCAUGAGGGCUUUUUCUACCUUUCAUGUUAACCUCAUACUACCCAGUAUUAUUUCCACCUGAUGUUUACACACAGACUAGAAAUGGAAUUAUUGCCCCAUCUGGUCAUAGCUGCUUUUCUCUCCCUCCUUUUGUGCUGAGGAGGGAGCUGUAGCACUUGAAAUGUGCAGUCUGGAUCAGCUCGGUCAGGAGCUGGUCAAGGAUGGAUGGGCUGGAUUUAUGCAUUCUUUUUAACCCUUCGUGGAAUGAACAGGGGGAAUCACAGUUUGAUUGCUUAGAGGUGCAAGGUUGACCUUUACUUUCAUGUGGAAAAGCUAACACACCUGCUCCUGCUCUCAUUGAAGUCAGUGGCAGUUACAGCACGACAGAGCCCAAAGUGUGUAAACAGAACUACAGUUUUUUGUCUUGAAAAUUAAAUGAAGCAAGGUCAUUUUUCAGUAAGAUUUUGCCUCUGUUUCCUGGGUUAUUCGGGACAAUGCCAUGUAAUGUACACCAGUAUCAAACACACUGGACUGCACCGAAUUUGGAACAGUUUAGAGGUGCAAGCCCAGGGCUGAAAAUAACAUAAGUUUCCUUUCAGUGAUGCUGUGAUGAGUUGACUUCAUCCCAUCAUUCCCAAUGAUACUUUGCUACUGCUGUGAACUCUGGACCCAGUGCUGUAAUUCUUAGGCAAAACUCCCAUUGAGGUCAGUGAGAGAAAAGACUCUACCCUUCGAAUGUAUCUACCUUGUCACAAGACACUGUUACAGCACUUGAUGGACUUCACCGGAUUGUGCAGACAUAUCUGUGUGUCUAAGGAUGCAAUAGGUGUAGUUAAAUGUACAAAGAAGGCAAGGCUAGGAUGUGGUUUGUGUGAGCAGGUUAUGGGCAGGGCUAUUGAAAGAAAUAGUAUUAUAAUGCUAAAGCAAGUUAUUUGUGGGCUCUGUAUUUUAUAGCAUUCCUUCCCUUAGAAUGUGGAGGAGAUUCAAAACCACUAUCUUAUUGCUUUCUGUUUAUCACAUUAGUCACAUUUUAUGGGCUGCCAGGUUUUAUGUAAAGCAUUUAACAGAGCAGCCUAUCAAGGAAGACAGUGUUACUGCGUUAUCUGGGCCAAGUUCAGUCUUGUUGUAAGCAGAGGUCCAUCUCUCAUUGACUACAAAUGAAAUGCAUCUGCUUACACCAGGACUGAAUUUACCCUUCAGCAUUAAGGACCAGGAGGAAACGCAUGUCCCCUUACUGUGCUAUGUGAACUGUGGUGUAAUUGUACAGAAGAGUCUUCUCUUCAUUAACAUUUUUGUCUCAGCUUGACACUUUAACAGUGACUUGCAAAAGGAGAAAACACUUAUUUUUUGUUUCUUUAUGAGGUAUAAAAGUGGCCUAAGGGGGCUAGUGUCCAAAAAAAAAAUUAAAAAAAAAAGCGGGAGGAGGUUUCUACUUGUUUCCAUUUGAAACUCAGCUCGCAUCUACUGUGGGAGAUGCUAUGGUGACUGAAGAACUAGUGAGUUAGAUUGUAAGAGCUAGAUUCACAAAGGAAUUUAGGUGCGUAACUGGGCACCUAAGUCCAAAAUGUAGAUCCUCAACUCCCCUGUUCAGCUGCUGCCUAGUCCUCUAGGUCCCUAAACUCCUGCUUAAACUCAAAUAUUGGAUAUGAAGUGGAAGAGCUUCAACAGGAGAGAGUGAGAGCCCCACCCCAGAAAAUUCCAUAACCCAGCAAUUAGGGCUAGUUGGGAGACCUGAGUUCGAGUCCCCACUCCAAGUCAGGUGAUUUGAACUGAAGUUGGUUUUUUACAUCUCAUGUGAGUGCUCUAACCACUGGACUAUUAGAUAGUCCUUAUAUGAGUACUCCUGUGAGCAGGGGACUGCAGAUUUGGGACCUUUAGUUUAUAUGCAUGGGCAAAUUGCCAACAGGAUGCUUUUAACUUAAGAAGGGCUUCCCCAAAAGCAAACAGUUUUAAAACACAAUCAUCUUGAUAUAGCUCCCCACCAACUAAUAUUGUUUAUUUCAUUCUUAGUCUAUCACAUACCUAAUAUGUGGGUUGUAAUUAGGGUGAUCAGAUGUCCCGAUUUUAUAGGGAAAGUCCGGAUAUUUGGGGCUUUUUCUUAUAUAGGCUCCUAUUACCCCCCACCCUCUGUCCUGAUUUUUCACACUUGCUAUCUGGUCACUCUAGUUCUAAUGGGCUAAUAUGUUUUGGGUUUAAAGCUUAAAAAUAUAGGUGUCCCCCCAUCAGUGCUAAAGAACAGGAUGGCUAAUAUUUUGUUCGUAUUACUGGAAAUUUUGAAUUCUGCCUCUUAGUGUAGAGUUAGUUGGGUAGAAAAGGCCAGGGAAUUCUGAGGCUUGUUGCAUAGUUCUUGACCACUGCAUGCCCAACAUUCAAGCUUCCACAUUUAUAUAUGGUUAAUGAGAUUGGCUGCCUAUACAGCCUAUGUAAUGUGCCUUGUAGAUUCACCAUCAGAACUGUGGAUUCCGUUCCAGCCAGUUGUCGUACAACUUGUUCUAUGGCUCAGGAGAGGCCUGAGCAAUGGUCAGCUAUGUCUUAAUGUUUCACAAGACUGCAAAGCAACAAAAAAGAAUUUACAGCAAUGUAAAAACUUAGAGCUUUCUUUUUUCGCCCUAAUAGAAACCUAAUGCUUUGUGUAUUAAUGUAUUUUAAGAAUCUUUUCUACUAUUUUUUAACAAUGUUCACUCUGGAUUUCUGUUCCUAAAAAAAACCCCAACCCACACAAAAAACCAACCUUGCAGAUGAGAUACUGCACUUGUCAUACCGUGGACAAGUCUGGCUUUGUGAGAGUGUAACAGUAGUGUACUGUAAGCAAAUUACAAUGCAAUCCUAUGUUUUCUAAAAUCACAGCAGGAGUGUUGUGGAACUUAAUGCAUGGUUUGUGACAACUGUAUUUAUUCUAAUAAACAAAUAAUGAUUA
Messenger RNA from Caretta caretta (loggerhead turtle), 4695 nucleotides. It is a transcript of the gene PARVB, whose product is annotated as parvin beta. Gene Ontology annotation, molecular function: actin binding. Gene Ontology annotation, cellular component: cytoplasm; lamellipodium; focal adhesion. The record is from RefSeq and is a predicted model, not a curated record. Gene Ontology annotation, biological process: actin cytoskeleton organization; lamellipodium assembly; substrate adhesion-dependent cell spreading. NCBI's taxonomy places the organism in Eukaryota, Metazoa, Chordata, Testudines, Cheloniidae.